CGGGAGGCUGCGGGCGGCCCCGGCGCCGCGCGCGAUCACAGAUCCUGCUCUCUCUUAGGUGACUGUGGAUAUGUGCAAGGGACUCGCCCAGAGUCCAGAUGACACUCAUGCCGAUGGCUUCAGUGAUGGCAGUGACCGAACCAAAAUGGGUCUCAGUCUGUGGUCGUUUGCUAUGGGCGGUGCUGCUGAGCGUGGUCCUGGGGUCCCUGCUGGCCAUGCUGCUGCCGCUGGGGGCCAUGGAGGAUCAGUGUUUGGCCCUGCUCAAAGGCUUCUACCUGCUCAGGAGCAAGCUGGACAGGACGCAGCACACGGCCACCAAGUGCCCCAGCCCUUCCACAGAGCUCAGUCUCACCUCCAGGGAUGCAGCACUGCUAGUGGUCAAGACCAAGGCCUCUGCUGCUGGUAAGUUGGAAGCCAAAGCAGCUUUGAAUCAAGCCCUGGAAAUGAAGCGCCAGGGCAAGCGGGAGAAAGCCCACAAGCUCUUCCUGCACGCCCUCAAGAUGGAUCCGGGCUUCGUAGAUGCGCUCAACGAGUUUGGCAUCUUUUCGGAAGAAGACAAGGACAUCAUCCAGGCGGAUUACUUAUACACCAGGGCGCUGACCCUCUCGCCCUACCACGAGAAGGCGCUGGUCAACCGGGACCGGACGCUGCCGCUGGUGGAGGAGAUCGACCAGAGGUACUUCAGCAUCAUCGACAGCAAAGUGAAGAAGGUCAUGUCCAUCCCCAAGGGCAACUCGGCGCUGCGCAGAGUCAUGGAGGAAACGUACUACCAUCACAUCUACCACACCGUGGCGAUCGAGGGCAACACCCUCACCCUCUCGGAAAUCAGGCACAUCCUGGAGACCCGCUAUGCUGUCCCAGGGAAGAGCCUGGAAGAGCAGAAUGAGGUCAUCGGGAUGCACGCUGCCAUGAAGUACGUCAACACAACACUGGUCUCCCGCAUUGGGUCCGUCACUAUCAGUGACGUGUUGGAGAUCCACAGGCGGGUGCUGGGGUACGUGGACCCGGUGGAGGCCGGCCGGUUCCGGACGACACACGUCCUUGUGGGCCACCACAUCCCUCCCCACCCUCAAGAGGUGGAAAAGCAGAUGCAGGAGUUCAUACAGUGGCUCAACUCCGAGGACGCCAUGAAUCUGCACCCGGUGGAGUUUGCAGCCUUGGCCCAUUAUAAACUGGUUUACAUCCACCCUUUCGUUGAUGGCAAUGGGAGGACCUCACGCCUGCUGAUGAACCUCAUCCUGAUGCAGGCGGGCUACCCGCCCAUCACCAUCCGCAAGGAGCAGAGGUCCGAGUACUACCACGUACUGGAGGUCGCCAAUGAAGGCGACGUGAGGCCAUUCAUCCGCUUCAUUGCCAAGUGCACAGAGACCACCCUGGACACGCUGCUCUUUGCCACAGCAGAGUACCCAGUGGCGCUGCCAGAGGCCAAACCAAAUCACUCUGGGUUCAAGGAGACACUGCCUCUGAAGCCCUGAUCCUGUAAACCCCUCCUUGGUGAGAAGGGAUGUUGGCAGGGGGAGGAAGGGGGUUAGGAUCAGACUUAGCAUUUCUAGAACGUCUCCCAAAGCAAAAGGAGGCAGAUAAGGACCGUGAAACAUUCUUUACCUCCAAAUUUUUUUUAAAGGAAAAAACUAAAUUAUUAAGUUUUGUCUCUAAGAUAACUUAUAAUUCAGCCAAGUUAUUUAUUUUCUUCUUUUGAGCUAGCAAAUGUGUGGUGUCUGUUGUGUGUGCUGGUGGCCCCAAUCUUGUGGCCCCAAAAGGUUUUGGGGGCACGGGUGCCCCUCGUGUGACCAGAACACAGGUUCUGGAGCAGAAUUUGCACUAACGUGAGAGAGGCAGGAGCUGCGGGACGAGGUCCGGAGCCAGAGGAUAACUCCUCCAAGUCUCUCUGAAACUGGCCCAAAAGGCUGUGACUUUACCUGGGAAUUUACUCCUGGGGAGAAGCCAGCCCCAGUUUUGGGGAAUGGUUGGAAGCUGUCUUAGAAGUUUUUGCUCCUUGGCACAGGCGACAGUGCUGGGACUAAUUCUUACUGGUAGAGCAGACUUUUGAGAUAAGAAAUGACUGUUGAAUGUUGAUGGCACUUCUAGUCAGAUAACCUUGCUUAUUUCAAGAAUUCUUGAGCCAUAGUUAGUGUGCAAAUCUAGUAGCAGAGGCUAUUGUUUUCCAAAUCUAUUUUUCUAGUGAGGGAUAAGGGAAUGGCCGGCCUGGUUCUCCUGUGUAUUGUUUCUCCCCCUUCAUUUACAACAGCUCAGACCCGGUUUCAGUCUACAACUUGUCUGGGCUGAUCUGCACCACCAGGCAGCAAACCAGGUGUCUUGCAAGUGGACUCACCUGCCCUUGCUCCCACUCCGAGUGUUUAACAUGUCUCGGGAAGUGAUGUUCAAGAACACACCUAACACUUUUGAUAAUGGAUUAGCCAGCUUCUACUUUGACCACCUUUGGCCAAGGCAUGUCCCUGCUGCCAUGCAGUUUUACCUACUGUCUGACCAACCUGACCCCCUCCACAGCCAGUGUACCUGUGGACUGGCAUCCCCUCAGGGAAGCAGAAGAGAUGGCCCUGGAGUGGCCUUAUUUUUCUAAAAGUGACUUGUAAAAUGACCAAGUGUUGUAAGUCGUACAGCCAAGCUGUCAUUCAAUGGAAGCAGAAUCUUCUCUUUCAAUCACGUGUGGCACAAGUGCCAGCAAGACUGCUGCUACCGAGUCAGAAUGGCCAAAAUCACUGGGUUCCUUUCCCGGCACGGCCAUGGUGUGGGCGCUGUCCUGCACCUCUCAGAGUACAUAUGACCUAGAUGGAACGGUGUUGCCUCUGACUUGGGAAUUCAGAUCUAAGAGAACUGAGGUCAAUGUUCUGAUGUAGCCACUAGUUAUUCAAUUGUAUAAUCACAUUCAGUUUUCUGGAAGAUGAAGAAAAAUAAUGUAUGGAAUGGUCCCAAGUGAUACUCAAAACCUUUCUAAGAGUAUUUUCCUACUUGUAUGCUGCCAUUAAGGUAUUAACUUGAACUCUGCUGUUUAGGUCUUGGUUUUAUCAGUACACUGAGAAGCCUGACAGAAGUGCUUGCUUUGUACCAUAGAAAUUUGCACUUUAGUGACAUGUGAAGGAUACUAGUUUAACAAUUACUGAUUUUAAUAAAGUAUUUUAUUACAUAAAGGCCUGACU
This is a messenger RNA of Talpa occidentalis (Iberian mole), 3158 nucleotides long. RefSeq names its product FIC domain protein adenylyltransferase (gene FICD). Gene Ontology annotation, molecular function: protein binding. The transcript is spliced from 3 exons. Lineage: Eukaryota; Metazoa; Chordata; Mammalia; Eulipotyphla; Talpidae. The record is from RefSeq and is a predicted model, not a curated record. Bases 99 to 1475 code for a protein of 458 amino acids.